UCGCUGGGACCCACCCGCCGCGGAGGCUGAGCCCGCCGACGGUCCCGGAGCUCGCCCACCUCCCCGCGCCCAGGCACAGGCGAAAGGAGAAGAAGGAGUCCUCCCUCCAGUCACCACUCUUCCUCACCCUCUUCAGAAAUUUGUUACGGUAGCGCUGCGGGAAGACGUCUUUCUGAAUUCCCGGUCGGGGCGGGGUCUGCCGCUGCCCUGCGGUGCCGCCCCGGCGACCCUGCUCUCUGCUACGACCCCUGACCGACGGGGUCGCGUCCGGGAGACGGGAUCAUGAAGCGCUCGGUGGCCGCUUGGCUCCUGUUCGGGCUCAGCCUCGGGAUCCCCCAGUUCUGCAAAGGUGAUAUUUGUAAUCCUAAUCCAUGUGAAAAUGGAGGUAUCUGUUUGUCAGGAUUGUCCGACGAUUCCUUUUCCUGCGAGUGUCCAGAUGGCUUCACAGAUCCCAACUGUUCUAGUGUUGUGGAGGUUGCAUCAGAAGAAGAAGAGCCAAGUUCAGCAGGUCCCUGCGUUCCUAACCCAUGCCAUAAUGGAGGAACCUGUGAAAUAAGUGAAGCAUACCGAGGGGACACAUUCAUAGGUUAUGUUUGUAAAUGUCCCCGAGGAUUUAAUGGGAUCCACUGCCAGCACAAUAUAAAUGAAUGUGAAGCUGAGCCUUGCAAAAAUGGUGGAAUAUGUACAGACCUUGUUGCUAACUAUUCCUGUGAGUGCCCAGGUGAAUUCAUGGGAAGAAAUUGUCAAUACAAAUGUUCAGGUCCAUUGGGAAUUGAAGGUGGAAUCAUAUCAAAUCAGCAAAUCACAGCUUCAUCUACUCACCGAGCUCUUUUCGGACUCCAGAAAUGGUAUCCAUACUAUGCACGUCUUAACAAGAAGGGGCUUAUAAAUGCAUGGACAGCUGCAGAAAAUGACAGAUGGCCAUGGAUUCAGAUAAAUUUACAAAGAAAGAUGAGAGUUACUGGUGUGAUAACACAAGGAGCCAAGAGGAUUGGAAGCCCAGAAUAUAUAAAAUCAUACAAAAUUGCCUAUAGUAAUGAUGGAAAGACCUGGGCAAUGUACAAAGUAAAAGGCACCAGUGAAGACAUGGUGUUCCGUGGAAAUGUUGAUAACAACACACCUUAUGCUAACUCUUUCACACCACCCAUUAAAGCUCAGUAUGUAAGACUCUAUCCCCAAGUUUGUCGAAGACAUUGCACUUUGAGAAUGGAACUUCUUGGAUGUGAAUUAUCAGGCUGUUCUGAGCCACUGGGGAUGAAAUCAGGACACAUACAAGAUCAUCAGAUCACUGCCUCCAGCGUCUUCAGAACUCUCAACAUGGACAUGUUCACAUGGGAACCGAGGAAAGCGCGGCUGGACAAGCAGGGCAAAGUGAAUGCUUGGACCUCCGGCCACAAUGACCAGUCACAAUGGUUACAGGUAGAUCUUCUGGUCCCUACUAAAGUGACUGGCAUCAUUACACAAGGAGCUAAAGAUUUUGGCCAUGUACAGUUUGUAGGCUCCUACAAACUAGCUUACAGCAAUGAUGGAGAACAUUGGACUGUAUACCAGGAUGAAAAGCAAAGAAAAGAUAAGGUUUUCCAGGGUAAUUUUGACAAUGAUACCCACAGGAAAAAUGUCAUCGACCCUCCCAUCUAUGCCCGGCACAUCAGAAUCCUCCCCUGGUCCUGGUACGGAAGGAUCACGCUGCGAUCGGAACUCCUGGGCUGCACAGAGGAGGAAUGAGGCGACCCCACUCCCAAUGCCCCUCUUCUCUCUUUUCCUAAAAGUAUCUCCAUGGAAUGAACUGUGCAAAAUCUGUAGGAAAGUGUACAUGAAAAAGUGCUCAAAUUACGGUAGGCGACAAACUGUCUUUUUAAGGAUGUCUAAGCCUGCCUUUUCAUUGACUUAAUUUGAUUUUUAUCACUUCAAUUUCUUAAGCCACAUAACAUUCACUGUGAAUUACUUUUCUCAUUGUCUUUUGAAUCACUCACACUGGUUGAAAUAUACUAGAGAAAGACAGUAGCGCUCUUUUGAUAGCAAAGGUGAGAAGACCUCAUAGUUAUCAAACAAAAGCAAAAUUGAUAGAGCUUUUAUAAUCAAUACUCAACUGAUUCUUACAACAGGAAUACUGCAAUGUGAGCAAUAAGGGUUUUUUUCCUCAGUAAUGAUUCUACAUUGUCCUAAUUGUUUCCCUGUGCCUACCAAACACUGUCAGUGUUCAUAAAAGCCUUCUGAAGAGGAAUCUAACACGCAGUACUGAUUGUUUUAAUUUUCCUCUUACUUUCAUUAUUUUAAUCAGCGAUUGUGAUCUUUCUUCCUUUUUGUUCUAUUCCAUAUGCUUUAUAUUGUAUAUUGCCUGAAUAAGUCCAUAUUUUUCCAAUUGCGUUUUCUAUUAUUUGCCUAAAAGAAGUAUCAUGUUUGUUUACAUAUAUAUAUACAUAUAUAUACAUGGAAAAUGAUUGAAUAUCAGUAGAUUGAUCAUAUUUAAUAUCAGUAGAUUGAAUCUGUAAUUCUAUUUUUGAAGAAAGCUAUAACUAUUUAAUUUCCAAAUAAUUCCUUUGUAAAGAACCCAAUACUACCAUUUUGCAAAAUAAACAACAAAAUUGUAUUAUGUCCCUUUAAAAUGAAAUUUAAAUCUUUGUUUUGACAGUAUUUCCGCAGCUUUAUCUUUAUGUUAAGAUAAUAGAAUAAUGAAUUCUUUGUUUGUCUAUUUAAAAAUAUUUUAAGCAAAUAUUAACAUAGCACUGCAUAGCUUGGCUAAACAUACUCAUCAUUUCUUUGUUCAUCUCUGCAUUUUCUGGGAAACUAACAUUUUAUUGAGAUUCAAACUGGUAGUGGUUUCCCAGGAAAGCACACUGUAUAGUUAUUUGUGAGAAGAAAAGUAUUUACUAAUGACAAAGUAGUAAACCAUUUUCAAGAUGAAAAUUGAUUUCUAUUUAUUUUACUUCAAAGGCCCUGAAAAAAUAAGCAAUUAUCCUAACAAUUUGUUAUUGAUAAUGGAGGUUUCAUUGACAUGUCUCUCAAAUUAAAGCUCACACUGCCUCCAUAAAAAUCCUCAACAUCUAAUUUAUAAGCUUUACAAGUAUUUAUUUUAUAAGGCUUAGACACAGAUUAUUGGAGUUUUAAAUUAAGGGUCCUGGAAAAGAAAGUAUGGUAUGUGUAUGAAGUGUUGGGUUCCUGUGCAACAUUGCGAAGUUUUUUUCUUCCCCUUUAUUAUUUGUGCUGCAUAACAAAAGCCACGAGACUGUUACUGUCAUGUCUGUCCAUGUGUUAACAGCAUUUAUGUAUAUAUGGAGUGGUCUUCAAUCAUAGUAAAGAAUUUAAAGAGAAAGUCAAUCACAAAGCAUUUUUAAUAAGAGCAAAAUUAGGACUGACUGACCACGUGUUUGUCCUACGGCCACAUUUCUACUUCAGGUUUGUAUUAUGAAAUUGUUGCUUUGAAGUCUCUGAAAUGGUGGUCAUUUCUCAGCAUCUUUCACAAACAAAACUGCUAUGUCCUCAAUGUUGCCUUUUUGUUAGAUAACCUUAACAUUAGGAAUUUAUAUGUUUUUAGUUCGCUAAAUUUUAAAGUCAUUUUACAAAUAACUACUUAGGUCCAAAAGUACUCACUGUUUAACCAGUGGUCCUUAUUUUUUUAAAGAUGCAUUGUCUUACCAAAUCUCUACCCAUUUUCCUUUGUAGAUUAUGCACAAUUCUUCUUAACAGAGUAUGCUCUAAAAAUUGUGAGUAAUGUUUUGUAAUGAUUUACUUUCUCAAAAUUGCUCAUGGCUUUUUACGAUGUUUUUAAUUUUAUCCUGAUAGUUUUUAAAAAAAUAUUUUCAAGGGAGUUUUCUAAAACUAUAUUUGUUAUGUUUUAGAAAUCCAUUGAAAUAGCCUUCUUUUGCUUGUGCAUUUUCACUCUGCUCUACAUGCUCCUCACCAACAUGGCAUAGCCAAUGGGAUGUCCAUUUGUCUCACGAUGCCCAAAAUUCACGACAACAAAGGGAUUCCCACAUGUGGUAGUGUUGAUAAUUAUUAUGAAGUAGGAUGUAGCUUUUGAGUCACUUUUGUCAAUGACAUCAAAGAGAAGCAAACUUACUCUAUUUAAAUUCACACUGAAACAAGUGCAAUCUUGUAAGUAGAGCACACAGAAGAACCACCUAGUCUUCACCAUAUUGUGUCUAUAAUAUGCUACUUUUAUAAUCUGUGGAAUUCAAAUCUUAAAUAUCUCCAUUUUAUCUAUGUCCUAUUAAAAGCAUUUAUCAUAACUACUAAUUCUAAUUUCAGGGUUGACUUUCUCUUUCUGAAUGGCUUCAUAAGGAUUGGUGUGAAUUUUGAAGACUUAGGGUACUAAUGAUUGUAUCUUUGCAAGUCAACAAAUUAUGAAAUAUAAUAUGCUGGCAUCUGAUGUGUCAUUAAAUACAGAAAUAUCGAAGACACAAAUAACCUUUGCAAAAUUUCAAGCUGUGUAAUACUCCAAUGUUUUUUUUCUUUGUAUAUAUAUAUACUUAAAUCAUGUAGGAUGUUGUAAAAUUAGUAUGACCUUGUCUAGUCUUCAAACUUAAAAUAAAACUUUUGAAAAUCUGG
Manis javanica (Malayan pangolin) is the source of this 4548-nucleotide messenger RNA. RefSeq names its product EGF like repeats and discoidin domains 3 (gene EDIL3). NCBI's taxonomy places the organism in Eukaryota, Metazoa, Chordata, Mammalia, Pholidota, Manidae. Gene Ontology annotation, molecular function: signaling receptor activity; calcium ion binding. The record is from RefSeq and is a predicted model, not a curated record. Gene Ontology annotation, cellular component: plasma membrane.